AUGAAAGGAACGCUCAACUGGCCAAGAUGUUGGGGAUUCGACAAACAGCCUACCGAUCAUUACAUGAGGCCUUUCCAAGUGGCUCUCGAGAAAGACGUCAGCAAAACGCUUAGGAGAACCUACAGCAGAAGCAACUGUAUCGAACAACAUCAGGAUAUUCUUCGAUAUUUGCAAGACUUCAUGUAUUCCUAUAAAGACUCUGCUAGCCGAGGAUUGGAUGAAAGGAACGCUCAACUGGCCAAGAUGUUGGGGAUUCGACAAACAGCCUACCGAUCAUUACAUGAGGUCACUAGUAGUAACGAGCUUUAA
Cooperia oncophora is the source of this 309-nucleotide messenger RNA. NCBI's taxonomy places the organism in Eukaryota, Metazoa, Nematoda, Chromadorea, Rhabditida, Trichostrongylidae. The record is from the annotation of a GenBank genome assembly.